This is a messenger RNA of Zootermopsis nevadensis, 2020 nucleotides long. Lineage: Eukaryota; Metazoa; Arthropoda; Insecta; Blattodea; Termopsidae. The record is from RefSeq and is a predicted model, not a curated record.
GAUAUGUAUAUCUACUUUUAAUUAUAGCCUCAGGUUAAGAAAUUACCCGGUUUACACGUAUAAGCAUUAUGAGUUAGGUUUACAACCACUGCCAGUUAAAUAAGUGUUAUUGCAGUUUAAUAGUUUGUCUGGAAAUAAGUGUUAAUUUACUGCCCAGUAUACGUGAAAUUAGGUUAUGUACACUUAUAUUACGUAGAAUGUAAGGUUAAGAAUGGUUCGGAAAAAUAUUUUUCGUUGGAUACCUUCGACUAUAAUUUGUGGAAGACAGCUUAUGACAACAGCCCAAAGAAUUCAAGAAGUGCGAGUUAGGUUUGCACCAAGUCCCACAGGUCAUUUACAUCUAGGGGGAUUAAGAACCGCGUUCUACAAUUAUAUAUUUGCAAAGUCACGUGGUGGAAAAUUUAUAUUACGGAUAGAAGAUACAGAUCAAAGCAGAAUUGUUCCUGAUGCAGUGCGUACAUUAGAGAAUGAUUUACAAUGGGCUGGAAUUGUACCAGAUGAAAGUCCAUCCAUAGGUGGACCUUAUGGACCUUAUGAGCAGUCAGGACGCUUGCCCCUGUACAGGGAUCAAGUCAAAUGUAUACUAGAAGCAGGUGCAGCAUAUUAUUGCUUCUGUACUGACCGUCGUUUGGAUUUACUGAGACGUGAAGCUAUCAAAGCUAGACAAGUCCCCCGUUAUGAUAACAGGUGUCGUCAUCUCCCAGAAGCAGAAGUCAAAAAACGACUUGCAAGAGGGGAUAAUUAUUGCAUUCGUUUCAAGCUCGUGUCAAAUGAAGAAUCUUUUGAAGACCUUGUAUAUGGUAAAAUAAGUUACAAUAUAGCACUAAAUGAAGGUGACCCUGUCAUCAUUAAAUCAGAUGGAUAUCCAACAUAUCACUUUGCAAAUGUUGUUGAUGACCACUUCAUGAAAAUUUCUCAUGUGUUACGUGGCGUAGAAUGGCAGAUCUCAACAACUAAGCAUAUAUUAUUGUACAGAGCAUUUGGGUGGCAGCCUCCAGUUUAUGCCCAUCUCCCUCUUAUUUUAAAUACAGAUGGUUCAAAACUAUCCAAACGGCAAGGGGACAUCACGGUAGACAACUACCGCAGGGAGGGCAUUUUUCCUGAAGCCCUGCUCAACUUCAUCAUUGAUGCUGGUGGAGGUUUUACUAAGGAUGUGGCUAGAACAAAAUCUAGAAUAUACACACUGCAGGAAUUAAUUGAACAAUUUGACAUAAGCCACGUGAAACCCAGUUCUUGUCGUUUAACACCAGAAAAGCUUCCAGAGUUUAAUGGUUUGGAACUUCGAAGAAGACUUGCAGAUAAAGAGGAAUCAGCAGUGCUGGUUCAAGAAGUUAAAGAGUUGGUUUCAAGAACAUUUAAGGACAGGUUAGAAAACCAGAAAUUACAGCUACAAGAUGACCAUAUCAUGUCUGUAUUAGUGUGGGGUGAAGACCGCAUUACAAGGCUGACUGACCUUGUGAAUAGCAAUCUUGCCUUCUUGUGGAUUAUUCCCUCACAGCAUGCUCUAGAAAUUGUGGCGAGUGAAGCUAACAACAUAGGUGUGUUAGAAGACAUGAAGCUGUAUCUUUCAAAGUUGCUUGAAACUGAAUUUCACAGAGAUCAUCUAAAAAAACUGCUAAAAGAUUUUUCUUCAGAAAAACAGCUGCCAUUUAGUAAAUUGAUGAAGCUUCUACGUUCUGCUGUCAGUGGCUUACAGGAAGGUCCUGGUGUUGCAGAGAUGAUGGAGAUACUUGGACGGGCAAGUACGUUAGCUAGGUUAGACCAUGCUGUUACGGUGCUGAAAACACUGCAGACAAGGUAGGUGAUUAUAAAUGUUUGGCAGGAACCUAUCACUUCCAUGCUCAGAGUAGAAGUGAAGAUGUGAAGAAAUUGUACGGCAAACAACUUUUAUUUUAUGCUCACGUGAGUAAAAAAAUGACCAUCUUUUGAUUUGUCUCGGUUGCAGUUGAGACAGACCGCUUCCAACAUCAUAGUGUAAAGAAAAAUUGCACAUCUACAAUACAAUACAAUAUAGAAUUCA